GAAAACAAAAUAGUUCAACGGCUGGUUUGGAUUCAGCUAGCAGUCGACCGUGUUUUCAUAUCUUUGCUCAACAUUUCAGUAAAAAUGUCUCCAGUUCAGCAUCUGAGAGAGUUUAUCAGAGAGCGACUAACUGCUGCUGCUGAAGAAAUUUUCACAGAGGUAGAAAAAACCAUUAUCCGCUACGAGGAAGAAAACAGACUGAUGGAAAACUACUGGAAACCUCAGAAAAAACUCCAGAGAAUCGAACCCCAAAAGCCACAUGAGGUGGAAGCUCUGGCCAUCCAACAUCUCUUUAACCAGGGGAGGAGGUCCCGUCAGGACCAGGAGGAAUUAGUCCCUCAGUGGACUGAGGAGGAUCAGAUGGAACCAGAAAAUUCAUCUCCUAUUAAAGAACUGGGGGAACCGGGGCCUCCGUGGAUUAAAGAGGAAGAUGAUCCAGAGCUGCCACUGAUCAAAGAAGAAAAUGAGGAACCUGAGACUAAAUGGGCUGCAGAGGAACAGAAGGAACCAGGUUUGCAACUGAUGGAAAAACGGAAUGAACCAGAACCUCAUUGGAAUAGAAAGGAAAAGGAGAAAGCAGAAUCUCCACUUUUUGAACUUAAGAGGAAACCAGAUUGUUCACUGCAGAAACAUGAAGUGUGUCUACUAGAGCAUUCAGCACCUAGACAGGACCAGGAGGAAAAGCAGCCUGUCCAGAAGCAGUCCGUCACUUUUAUGGAGACCUUUACUUUUCAGGAAGUGGAUCUGAGUGAAAGCGAACCAAGAAUUGAUCAGCUCCUCUUUCAUAUCGCUCCUGUAGUUGAGACUAGAGAUCAGAAAGAAAGUAGCUCCACUAUGUCACAGAGUCGGUUUCAAAAUUACACAAAAAGAGGGUCUCUGAACUGUGACAUUUGUGGAAGAUCCUUUAAGAGAAGGUAUAACAUGAAAAGGCAUUACACCUCCCACACAGGUGAGAAACCUUUUUUAUGUCAGACAUGUGGAAAAGGUUUCUCUACAAUGGGUAGUUUAGAAUAUCACAUCAGGACACACACAGGGGAGAGACCUUUUCCAUGUCAAAUAUGCAAGAAAGGUUUCUCUUCGAUGAGUAAUUUAAAGGAUCACAUCAGGACUCACACAGGCGAGCGACCUUUUUCUUGUGGGACAUGUGGAAAACGUUUCUCUAAAGUUUAUAAUUUAAAUGUUCACAUUAAAACCCACAAAGGUUAGAAGUCUUUUUCAAGUAAAUUAUGCAGAAAAGAUUUCCUUCCGAUUGAUGAUUUAAAUGAUACCAUUGUAACUAGGGCUUUUUUUUUCAUUUUGCAAACAUAUUUAUCUGUCGAUUAAAUUUUUUGAUAAAUCUAUUAAUAACCGGAUAGCCAAAGGUUCCUUAAAGAACAUAUUUUACGAAAGUAAACCAGGUGAAACUAAAACUUUUCA
Messenger RNA from Cyprinodon variegatus (sheepshead minnow), 1416 nucleotides. Its product is annotated as zinc finger protein 691-like. The coding region runs from base 85 to 1206 and encodes 373 amino acids. The transcript is spliced from 2 exons. Gene Ontology annotation, cellular component: nucleus. The record is from RefSeq and is a predicted model, not a curated record. Lineage: Eukaryota; Metazoa; Chordata; Actinopteri; Cyprinodontiformes; Cyprinodontidae.